This is a messenger RNA of Acaulospora morrowiae, 603 nucleotides long. The record is from the annotation of a GenBank genome assembly. Lineage: Eukaryota; Fungi; Glomeromycota; Glomeromycetes; Diversisporales; Acaulosporaceae.
AUGAACAAAGUGUCAAGAAAGGAACGCCCAGUAACUCGAUCAUAUGCCAGAAAAAAUCGAAUAUUGAUUGCACCCCUACCACCGGCUGACACCAAUCCGGAACCACGUCGUCGUAAUCGAAAAUUUACCGGCAAAAUCAGUCAGCAAGGAUUAAAGAAGAAAGAAUCAUCUAUAACACAAAAACUUUGUGAAAUCAAUCAAGCGUCUAGCCGUAAUGCCGGCAUAAACAAAUUUCAGCAAUCUUCUCAGUCAAACUCUAAUAUCACGAGCACUCGAGCAAAAUCUCAAGUAGAUUCUGCUCGAACUGUGGACAUCGGCGUUAUUACUCAACAAUCUUCUCCCAUAAAUACUUGUAACACUAUUCAACAAUCACUCCCGGUAAUUUCUACAUCAAAAUACCUUCAGGUGCCGCCAAACACACGAGCAACGCGAGAUUAUCCCAGAUUAACGAAUAUUAAUAUUGAAUCAAUGUUUUCCAACAAUAUGACGACGCCGUAUCUAAAAGAUAGUCCGGUUCCGGUUAGGAGGAAUACAUCUUUUGAUGAUUUUGGAGGCUUUCGGUUGCAAUCAUCAAUAACCGAUGAUGAUACUGAUUCUGAAUAA